This is a messenger RNA of Hippocampus comes (tiger tail seahorse), 1826 nucleotides long. RefSeq lists its product as uncharacterized. The transcript has 7 exons. Lineage: Eukaryota; Metazoa; Chordata; Actinopteri; Syngnathiformes; Syngnathidae. Bases 148 to 1695 code for a protein of 515 amino acids. The record is from RefSeq and is a predicted model, not a curated record. Gene Ontology annotation, molecular function: protein binding.
CUGCAUCCUGGGUUCAAAGUUGAAGUUGAAUACGGUACACGCGUGAUAGUUAACAGAGACUUCUUGUAGUUGUUGCCCAGGUCUAAUCAUUAUGCCAGAAAACGUGCAUUUACUCGUCUGUUUACUGUUUUCUGUUGUGAGGAGAACAUGUCUGUGAACACGUUCCAUCACGAGCUGAUCGUGCUCAUUUUUCGCUAUUUAAAGGAGAAUGGCUUCCACUCGGCUGCAGAGGAGCUCCUGAGACACAGCCCACAGGAAUUUGUGGUGGGUGCGACAGGUAUAUCUUCAUCAUUAGUGGAAAUCUACAGUUCCUGGUUAAAGCACUCAAAGAACAAGUACUCAAGUUCUAAUGGAGGAGGAUCAAUUCAAAUUAAAGCUGCUUCCAAAAAGGACACAUCUGCAAAGAAAACACAAAAACGAAAGUUGGUAAUACCAAAAGACGAGAAAAAUGAUGGCAACUUGCCCCAAACCAUCACACCGGCAAAGUUGAAGAAGCAACAAAAUCCUGUGGCUGCUGGUGAAAGUGAUUCUGACUCUGACAGCAGUUUGGAUGUUGACAAAUGGAAGAAAAUGUUGGUACAAAUGACAGAGGUUGACGUAGCGAAGAUGGAUAGCAUCAAUGCCCUGGACUCAGCUACACCCAAACCUGUGAAAAAGAAGCCCAGGAAAAGUCAAGCAAAGCCUAAAGCUGAUGUGCCUUUUAAAAAGCCCACUGCAAAAAAGAGCGACUUAUUGGCGAAAGCAGUGGCGGAGAAACAAGCAAAGUCAAGUACCCCCAAAAAGACUACUCGAAGAACCGGCUCUGCACCUGAGACGCCCUUGGCCACUUUGAAUGGCACGCAACAUUUGAUGUCAUCCGAUGAAGGGAGAACAUCAGUAUCCAAAGAGACACAAAAGAAGGAAAAGAAAAAAGUCAGAACUCCCACUGUGGAAAAGGCUAAAGCUCUAAAGCUCCAACACAAGAAGAAGAAAAAGGAGAGUUCUGAAAGCCAAGUGGGAGAGACUACACGGGAAAACGCCAGCGAGGCAAAAGAUAUGAAACCGGAAUGUAUGGGAACACCUGUGGAAUAUAUAGCAAACUGCAGUACUCAAUCCCAAGAUGAGCGGAUAGCGCCGGUCAACACAACUGGGAGUGCUGAAGAAGUAAAAAGAAAAGAAAAGAAAGCCACGAAAAGGGAGAAGGGGGCUGCUGAUAUUUCCGAGACCCUUGGAAAAGACAAGAAAUCCAAGAAGAGAGACAGUAAUAAAGAGAGAAUUUCUGAGAUUGUUGACAGUGUGAAGGGUGACAAGCAUGUGUCUCAACAGGAAAAUCCAGACCAGAUGGAUGACGGCGAGGAAGCGAGGGAGAACGCGGAGACGGCACUUUGCAUGGACACUCCCAGUGCAGAUGUGAAAAAAAAGAAAGCAAAGGAGAAAAAGAGAGAGAGUCUUCCUGUGGAGGGAACUCCUCAGCUAGUCAAUACCGGAACAAAAAGGAAGCGGAAAAAAGACAAAGCAAAUCCUGAUGAUCAGCAAAUAGUUGAAGAUGAAAACACGAGUGUUAAUGUAGAGGAGAUAACCGAGCCAAAUACAGAAGUUAAGAAGAACAAGAAAAGAAAACUUUGCUCAAUUGACCCAGUGACGCUGUUCGCCCUGGAGACGCCAAGUCCUCCAUCACAGACAAAAAAAAAAGAAAAGCAAAGUGGAUUCAGAUGAAUUCUCAGCAACACCAACAACCGCAUCAACAGCCAUGUGACAAGCACAAGGAGGUAUGGUAUGAUAAUACCAUCCAUCCAACCGUGGACUGAUAAAAUACCAUUUUAUUUCUUUUGUAUAAGAAGAAUUGU